Messenger RNA from Branchiostoma belcheri (Belcher's lancelet), 744 nucleotides. RefSeq lists its product as uncharacterized. The coding region runs from base 159 to 446 and encodes 95 amino acids. Lineage: Eukaryota; Metazoa; Chordata; Leptocardii; Amphioxiformes; Branchiostomatidae. The record is from RefSeq and is a predicted model, not a curated record. The transcript is spliced from 3 exons.
CUCUCUACAUGUUGAAUAUGCAUGAAGCUAGUCUAUUGUUUAACAGCAUCACAACAACCUCUGUACAUGUAGAAUAUGGGGCAUGUGUCGCCUGGAGGGAGCGAAGAAUAUUUCUUUAACAAGUGAAGACAUCUGAUGCAAGCAGUUGAAGCUACACCAUGAAGCUGUUUGUCUGCACACUGCUUGUGACGAUCGUUGUCGUGGCGAUGCUGAUUGAGGACAGCGAAGGGCUUUCAGGGUGGAGGAGGAGGAGGAGGAGCCGACGGUCCGGGCUCGACAGUCGAUCUAACCUCCCCGUCAACUUGGACGAAGGGCCAGAGCUGAGGGAGGUGUUGGAAGAGGCAAGGGACCUCCUAGACAGUCUGAUGGAGAAACAGGAGCAACUGGAAGCACGGGAGCUCCAGAUGGAUCCGGAGGAGGAAGAUUAUACCCGAAAGCGACGCUAAGUCCUGUAACCAGCGCAGCCUAACGGAUGAACUGAAGACUGGAGUUUUCAGUGGCAUUAAAAAGGCUGGACUGGACGCUAGGUUGAUGAGUAAAUCGUGUAAACGCAGUGUCUUGUAAUGAUCCUUAUCCAUGUAUGCAGGAUUUUUUUUUUCUUGUUGAGUUUCCAUUUUACAGUCCGCCUUAUACCUCACAGUCACUUACCUCACAUUGAUAUACGAUCAACCAUUUCGAAGUUACAAACUUUAUAGGGGUCAACAAGGAUACUGUGUACACGGAGUUUAUUCAAUAAAACCUACU